GCAGGGAAUGUAACAUUGUGUUCCAUCACUGAAAACUUAUUUGAUGAUCAGAGAUGGGUGGGACUAGAACUGUAUGUUCAAUUUGUGCGGUGUACAUCUACUUCAACCUGUGGCAACAGUAGUUUCUUCUUUUAUAUUGAUUUGUGCUCUAAUGAUCAUGGAAGUAUAGUAAUGCAAGGAACCCUCAAGAUAUACAGUUGUGUUGGGAUGUCAGAUCAACUUGUUGUAUUACAUGUACCACGUGUUCAUUUUCAACAACAGUUGAAUCAAUGUCAGGGUAUUAGCGCACAGUUCAGAAUUAUUCAUGCAGAAAUGGAGGUCCAUGUGUGUGGAAGCCGUUUAGUUUUCGAGCAUGAUUUGGAAGACUUGACCCAUUCAUUAACAGCGGCUGUCGGCACGAUGGGGCAACAUUUCCUCCCUGAACUAUGCUCUCAGGCCCAACCUGUUGAUAGGCGCGAUGCAGAUGAAGCAGAAAUGCCCAUCAAUUGCGGUUCCUGGUUUCGAAGAAGUAUUGCACAAGAACAAGCUCCUUCUUCAAUUGUGCGGCUGCGAAAUCAUAGAUGCCAUCUUCCACAACAGCAACGUUUGGGGGAGCCUGGCCUUACCCAAUUGGUACAUUUUAGAUCAGUAAUAUUACUCCACUCCAAAAGCAUUUUGGAAAACAGGGAUAUAAACCAAGAAAACUUUGCUGAAGAAGAUGAAUCGUUGGUGUUCGCUCGUCAUCAUGUACAUAUAACGGCUGAGACUCAACUUCAGGGAAGCUAUAGUUCACAACAGUGGAAGAAAUGCCUGAAGUUGUUGCUUCGACAGUCCAAGGUGGCUACUCUCAGUCUCGGUGGACACACAAUUUCAGCUCACAAGAAUUUUGAUCCUUCCUCCCCAUACAAUAUUAUUUGUUUCUCUGACAAGGAAAUUCCAGUGUGGUUCAAACAUGGGAUGUCGUAUCAGAUGUCUUCUAGAUCUAGGGUGGGAAUCAAACUACCUCCAAGAUUGCACUUGGAUGAGAAUUGGAGAGGACUUGCUUUAUGUGUUGCCUUUGAAGUUCAAGAACAGGGGGCAACUACUUCCCCACAGCCAGUCAAACUUCUCUGUCACUUGAGAGCCAAGGACAACUAUUGCUUGAAUCCCAUUCCCAUGUGUUCCAUCACUGAAGAGAAACUCAAGUCAUUGCAUCUUGGUAGAUUCAUUUGGCUGACUUACAUACCCCGUGUUUUGCUAACGGAGUUCAAUGUGGUAAGUGAUGUAGAGGCCAGAAUCUAUGCUAGUCGCAGAGGCUUGAGAGUGGUGAAGUGUGGUAUACGUCUCUUGUACCGGCAAGAAGAGGUGGAGUUCAAGAACACAAUAACCGAGUGCUGGACCUCUUUCUUCGACAAUCUGUCUUUCAUCCGUCAACUUGUAGAAGCAGACGAUCACAAUGGUCAACCAUGGAUAAGGCAUGAACUUUCUAUGCUUGGUGACCAUAUCAAGGUCUUUGAUCCAAGUUUAAUGUAUAAUGCAAUUCGCCGUUCUAUUGAAAUUCCUGAGUCGUUUGGGCAUGGCAUUGUCCACAUGGACCAGUAUAACAGCACGACAUGGGAAUUCCAGUUACCACCAUCUUUUAAUGGCACAAAUUGGAUGGGAUUGGCUAUCUGUGCAUCAUAUAGUAUGCAGUAUGUUGGACGUGAAUCUUCACCCUUUAUUUUAGCAUUGCAAACUGAAAACAAUGGUCUGUCAUCUCUGCAUCGGUAUCAGAUGACAAAUGAAGAAUCUAAGUUGGUAAAUCGGUUGGUAACGAGUCGGUAUAAUGUGAAUGGUGAAUUCAUUUGGCUCUCCUACAUACCACGACGCUGGUUUCUACAUCAGCUAAAUCAUGAGUCCGUCCUCAUUGCUUCAACUCGUGAUCGGAUCAGCUGGACGAAGCCGUACUUGGUCCGUAUCCGUUUUGUGUAUGCUAAUGACGUGCAAGACUUUAACGGUGUGUUUAGAUGCGGAUGAAUUCUCAUGAAUUUUAUAAAAAAUGAGAAAUUCUUAAUUGUUUUGGACUUUUUCCACCGUUUGGAUUCUUAUACCGUGGAAUUUGCAAUUUUCACGGGAAAAUAAUUAUGGAAUUUGGGAGCUUAAAUUUCCGACUUAAAUUCCUUACAAAAUAUGUGUCAUUUAUCAAUUCCCUCAACUGAGGUUAGUCUAAAUACUAAUUCUUGUCAUUUUAAAAUUCUACAUCUUGAAAUCUAAACAGUUGAAUUUUC
Fragaria vesca subsp. vesca is the source of this 2225-nucleotide messenger RNA. RefSeq lists its product as uncharacterized. Lineage: Eukaryota; Viridiplantae; Streptophyta; Magnoliopsida; Rosales; Rosaceae. The coding region runs from base 172 to 1974 and encodes 600 amino acids. Gene Ontology annotation, molecular function: protein binding; ADP binding; ATP hydrolysis activity. The record is from RefSeq and is a predicted model, not a curated record. Gene Ontology annotation, biological process: defense response; signal transduction. The transcript is spliced from 3 exons.